AAAAUGUCCCUUAGAACCCUACAUGCAGACCUUCCAUGUCUCCCAUUCACACUCUUAUAAGGUUCUCUCCUCAACACCCACUAGCCCCAGUUUCCCCUAGCCAUCCAUAUAUCAACACAAGUGCUUCAUUUUACAUCAUUUUCUAGUGUGCUCGUGUGCCUUAAUUUUUUUUAACAAAGGACCAACAACUCUCUCUCUCUCUCUCUCUCUCUCUCACACACACACACACACCUUCAAUAUGGCAACUGGGACUGGCUCUCCUUGUGGUGCAUGCAAAUUUCUGCGGCGAAAGUGUGCCGUGGAUUGUAUUUUUGCACCUUAUUUCUGCUCGGAACAAGGGUCGGCUAGAUUUGCUGCCAUUCAUAAGGUGUUUGGUGCCAGUAACGUUUCCAAAUUGUUAUUGCAUGUCCCAGUGGAGGAUCGAUGUGAGGCGGUUGUGACCAUUGCUUAUGAAGCUCAAGCAAGGAUCAGAGAUCCAGUUUAUGGCUGUGUCGCACAUAUCUUCGCCUUACAACAGCAGGUGACGUGCUUGCAAGCCCAACUGAUGCAAAUGAAGGCUCAACUGGCACAAAGCCUCAUUGAUUCAAAGACUGCAGAAAAUCAAUGGCCUGGAAACAUGGCUGGAAUGGCAUCGUUUCCGAAUUUCCCGGCUUACUUGAACUCUAUCUCAACCCCGAGCUCACUUGAUCACAUCAAUGGAGGAGAAGGUAUGCGAGAGAUUCGAAGCAGAGAUGAGCAAUCAUUCCAAUCUUAUGCUAAGAAGAGACCUUCACAAACUGACUUGGGUGAGCUUCAAGCACUGGCUUUCAGAAUGAUGAGGGACUGACUUGGGGCACGCACCAUAUUUGUUGCUAGGUUAUGAUGUUACAGUGAUGAUCUGCACAUUGAACGAUGCAUAUACAGAGACUAUGGCAGAAACUGUUAGACAGGGCAUUUUCCCUUUCUAUCCAAAAAUUGUUGCAGCAUUAAUGUAGCUAGACAGGCUCUCUCUCUCUCUCUCAUUCAUUUUAAGAUUUUACAUUUGAGAAUUGUUAUGG
This is a messenger RNA of Ilex paraguariensis (yerba mate), 1037 nucleotides long. NCBI's taxonomy places the organism in Eukaryota, Viridiplantae, Streptophyta, Magnoliopsida, Aquifoliales, Aquifoliaceae. The record is from the annotation of a GenBank genome assembly.